GCCUGGCAUGAACGUGGAGGAACUUCGUUUGCGCUCGUUCUACCGUUGGCCGACGGCAGGAAGUGAUGAUGGACUGUUGGCCACCAGACUGGCCCGUGAUGGGUUCUACGCCACGGAAAUACCGUUCCAGAUCAAGUGUUACUUCUGUGGUUUGGUCCGCGAAGACUGCCGCAACGUGAUGGAAGUGACGGAAUCACACCGGAACCGAGAACCUGGCUGCGAGUUGCUGCUGCACCCCGAGCGCACCAACAACUGUCGCAACUUUCGGGCGAUCGAGCUGAUGGAGGAGCAGAAUCGACUGGCCACGUUCGUGAACUGGCCCGUUUCCUUCAUGAAAGCGGAAGAGUUGGCCAAGGCGGGCUUUUACUAUACACACCAUUCGGAUGAGGUAAAGUGUGCGUGGUGUUCCGGUGUAAUCGGUCGCUGGGAAGUAGGCGACGAUGCGUUCCGGGAACACGCAAAGUUCUUCCCUGGGUGCGCGAAGGUAAUCCUGGAUUCGACCCGCUCGGACCCAGUGGCGGACACUGCGAUCGGAAUUCUGCCCGUACAACUGCCACACAAUCAAGAGUACUGUACGCUUGAUGCGCGUAUCCGCUCCUUUGAAAACUGGACCGCUGGUCACGUGCAGGAACCGGGGAGGUUGGCCGAAGCUGGUUUCUACUUUCUCGGCGAAGCGGACGAAGUACGGUGCUUUCACUGUGACGGUGGACUACGUCUCUGGCUCGCCGAUGACGAUCCUUGGUUCGAACAUGCUCGCUGCUUUCCUCUGUGUCGGUUCCUGCAGCUGGUCAAGGGCAAAACAUUCAUCGACAACGUUCAAGGCCAGGUGGCAAGAAAUCUACAAGCCAUACCCACCGUAUCUACCGAGACCUCAGUACCGCCGGCCAGCGCCGUCGACGGUCCAGCAAGAACCACAGUUCCAGCACCGGCAGCUUCCCGAAUGACUCUCGAUGAAGCACUGUCAACGGAACCGGUCCAGCAAGCGCUCCAGAUGGGGCUUAACAUCGGGCGCAUAAGGGCCGCCACCAAGCGUCGGCUCGAGACGACGGGCCAACCGUUUCCUACCUCGCAGGAGUUGGUCGAGGUCGUACUAGACGAUCAGAUCGAAGAGGAGGAUCUCGAACCCAGUACCUCAUCCCGGAUGGAGCGCAGAAUGGAAGCGGAACUCCGCCAGUGGACAAGCAUGGGUCAAAAACAAUCGGACAAGAAGGUGAAAGCCGGAGCGGCCAGUGGCCCGAAGACAAACGAAGGCAACCAAGCAACUACCGGGGAUGCCAACAGUUGCCUGGCAACCAAUGCAACGGAGCAGAGCAACAUCAUCCUAAACGAUGAGGCUGCGCAGCGACUGAGAGAAGAGAACAAGCGGCUCAAGGAUGCUCGCGAAUGUAAGAUCUGUAUGUCGGACGAAGUGGGCGUAGUGUUUUGCCCCUGUGGCCAUCUGGUUUCCUGCGUCCAGUGUGCACCGGCCAUCACCCAUUGUCCUGUCUGCCGGGCCCUCAUCACGGGACGGGUUCGCACAUUUUUCUCGUAAGAUUUGCGCGCAGUCCCACCACUCAAAAAACCAAUGCCACCUCGCAUCAACUUAGUGUGUUAUAGCGUGUGUUCACCGUUGUAGAUUGGUGUUGGAGAAAGAUCUAUUGCUCAGAACUCGAAGCAGCUCGGUGAUGCGGUAGUUAAUCGUAAAUAAUGUUAACGUAUGGAAAGCCUGGUAGUAUUUAAAACCGUUCCGACUUUGUCUUCUUUAAAUAUUUAUUUUGGUUAGAACUGACUCUCAGCUAGGAAGGAACAGUACCGGUGGUGUCGCGCUGAUGCGUCGCCUAGGCUACGGUACGUUAAAUUAAAUUCGAAACGUUCGAAUGGCUCAAAAAGUAGGGUGUAAAGAAAUUAUUGCUCAGAACAUAUUUGAGGAAAUGAUUUUUCUGUUAGAUUAGCUGUAAGAAAUUGAUUGUGGUAUUACCUUCUGUCAGGACUGUCCGUCGUGGGUUUUCCAAUAAACUUAGUGUUGCAUAACGUGUUAAA
Anopheles aquasalis is the source of this 2019-nucleotide messenger RNA. It is a transcript of the gene Diap2, whose product is annotated as Death-associated inhibitor of apoptosis 2. NCBI's taxonomy places the organism in Eukaryota, Metazoa, Arthropoda, Insecta, Diptera, Culicidae. The record is from RefSeq and is a predicted model, not a curated record. Gene Ontology annotation, cellular component: cytoplasm; nucleus.